Messenger RNA from Macadamia integrifolia, 1032 nucleotides. RefSeq names its product CASP-like protein 4B1. The record is from RefSeq and is a predicted model, not a curated record. Bases 159 to 740 code for a protein of 193 amino acids. Lineage: Eukaryota; Viridiplantae; Streptophyta; Magnoliopsida; Proteales; Proteaceae. The transcript has 3 exons.
AUUUUGUCCAAACCAUCCUUUCCUUUCGAUCUCUCUUCUUCUUCUUCUUCUUCUUCUUCUUCUUCCUGUUCUAGUCUACUCUUUCCCCUAUUUUCCGCCAUUAAAGAUAAAAAUUUGAGAGGAAAAAAUCAAACAAUUAGAACAAUUUGAUCGGAGAAAUGGAGAAUUCGGAAGAUAACACACCGAAUCUACACAGUCAAACAACUGGAUCUGUGGCGCCGGCCAACAUCGAGACCCAACCAUCGUCGUAUAGGUCGAUCAUCCAUAGAUGGCGAAGAGAAGAUUUAUUGAAGAAAGGUCAGGUGGUGUUAAGGACGUCAGGUUUACUCUUCUCAUUGCUUUCGUUUAUAAUCAUGGCUGCUAACAAGCACGGCAACGGUUGGGAGAAUUUCGAUAAAUAUGAAGAAUAUAGGUAUUUGUUAGCAAUUGCCCUACUUUCAACUCUUUAUACGAUAGCUCAGGUUUUGCGCCAAAUUCACGAAUUUUCUACCGGGAAAUACAUUUUAUCGCUGCGGGGAUUGAACUAUCUGGACUUCAUUGGCGAUCAGAUCAUGGCCUACUUGUUGGUGUCUGCGGCAUCAACAGCAGUUCCAUUGACGAAUAGAAUGAGAGAAGGGGCAGAUAAUAUAUUCACAGACUCAUCUUCGGCUUCAAUAAGUAUGGCUUUCUUGGCCUUUGUGGUGGUGGCGUCGUCGGCUCUAAUAUCUGGAUAUAAGCUCUCUACUCAAACAUAUAUCUGAGAUCUCUUCUUCUUCUUCAUCUUCGAUCAUUCUUUGCUCAGAUAAAGGUUCUUGUCACGUCACUGUGAUUGUGGUUUUUAUCUCAUUAUAUAUAUUCCAUUUUGUAUAUUAUUAAAUAUUUUUGUUUUUGCCCUUUUGUGCUUGUGUAUAUUCUUUUGAGAAACUUGAGAGAUUGUUAAAUUCUUUUGGAGAGUGUUAAGGGGCGCUUGCGGAGUCUUUGGAAUGGUUUCUUAAACAUUCCCUUCGUGGGUUGUGUUUAUAAAUUUAUGAUGUUUGUAUUGGUUCAUUUAUC